Rhizophagus irregularis DAOM 181602=DAOM 197198 is the source of this 367-nucleotide messenger RNA. NCBI's taxonomy places the organism in Eukaryota, Fungi, Glomeromycota, Glomeromycetes, Glomerales, Glomeraceae. The record is from RefSeq and is a predicted model, not a curated record.
AAAUAUAUUGAAAAUGGUAAAACAAAGGAUUGUUUUAUAUUUUCUUUUAAAAAUAAGGAUGAUUUUAAAAACCCAAUUUUAAGUCAUAUAGAAAAUAUGGACUAUGCAUUGGUUUAUCGCAGUACAUAUGGUCCUGCAUUUAGUAAUGACAUUGCAAUAGUUGUGAGUACAAGUAAUGAUUCAGAAAGUUAUAAACAUUGUCAGUGUCAACAAAAAAGAUACGAAAAAAAGAUAAGAGAGUCAGAAGAUUUAUUUUUAAUAGAAGAAUAUGAAGUAUUUCAAAUUUUAAAAAGAAAUGUUUAAUGUUUAAAUAUGAAUAACGGCUAUCUUAAAUUCUUUAAAAUUUGAAUAUUUCCAAGAAAUUUAU